AUGUGGAAAAUCUUCCAAAGUAUAAAAGAAGGCUGUUGGGAAGUGGGAGAAAGUAUUAGUAGGAAUGAGGAAAUUCAUACUGUUAUAGGAAAAUUGUUCGCUUUAAGCAUCAAUCCUGCGAUUGCUACCACUAUUGUAUGCUCAAUCAUAGUCUUACUCUGGACGCACGGAGACAGCAAGAAAAAGUACUACAAGUUUAUAAAAGCUUCUUUGCUGCCAUGCCUGUCAUUACUUAUGACAAAGUGUAUCUUUGCUCUGUACUUCUACUACUUUAACAACACAGUUACACCCUGUUUUGUGACUGAAUAUGGCAUCUUCAAAGAGAUAGCAAUUUUUUGCAUUCUUAUAGACAUUGUACUUCUCAUACAUCCUCUUUUUUCCUAUGUUAAUCCUACAACAGAGCCAGAAAACAAGUUCAAAUCUUUUAAGAUACUAUUUUUGACUGUUUUCGGCUAUCUUGCGUACUGCAUUACAGUCUAUCCAAUAAUCUGUAGCAAAAUAGAAGAUGAUUCAACAUUCGGUAAUACAAAGUCCAGGGAUGUAUUGCUGUCUAUGAAGUUCGAGACUGCGCUUCUUGUAUUCCUUUAUGUAAGUACCAUAUUUGGCUUAUACUUGACUUUCCAGGCACAUAAGGACCAGCCCAAAGCAGAAAUUGUUUGGAAAUUCAAAAGACCUGGCAAAACGACAGAAAGUGAGCGUGGUAAACAAACCUCAUUUGCUAACAAGUCCCAAUGA
Vittaforma corneae ATCC 50505 is the source of this 735-nucleotide messenger RNA. RefSeq lists its product as uncharacterized. Lineage: Eukaryota; Fungi; Microsporidia; Nosematidae. Bases 1 to 735 code for a protein of 244 amino acids. The transcript has a single exon. The record is from RefSeq and is a predicted model, not a curated record.